This is a messenger RNA of Sinocyclocheilus rhinocerous, 790 nucleotides long. Its product is annotated as protein FAM19A2. NCBI's taxonomy places the organism in Eukaryota, Metazoa, Chordata, Actinopteri, Cypriniformes, Cyprinidae. The coding region runs from base 34 to 450 and encodes 138 amino acids. The transcript is spliced from 6 exons. Gene Ontology annotation, molecular function: receptor ligand activity. The record is from RefSeq and is a predicted model, not a curated record.
GAAACAAGCGGUCAGAUCUCCAGCACCUCCGUAAUGGAAUAUAGAAGGAUGAGCAUGAGAGAUCUUCAGAACGUUCUCACUCAGGUCCUGCUGCUGGUUCUCCUCCUGGGAUCUUCAGCACAAUCCAGGGAACAUCAAGUGCUGCAUGACGUGCGGAUGGGAACGUGUGAGGUGGUGGCGUUACACCGAUGCUGCAAUAAGAACAAGAUCGAGGAGCGUUCGCUGACCGUCAAGUGCUCGUGUUUCCCGGGACAAGUGGCAGGAACCACCAGAGCGGCUCCGUCCUGCGUAGACGCCUCUAUAGUCCAGCAGAAGUGGUGGUGUCAGAUGGAUCCGUGUCUGGAUGGAGAGGACUGUAAAGUGCUGCCGGAUCUCAAAGGCUGGAGCUGUGCUACGGGGAAUAAGAUCAAGACCACCAAGAUCUCCUCAGACCGGGAUCAGCUCUGGUGACCGCUGGAAACCUGAUCCAGGCACACACAGAGAUGCUGUGUCCCUCACGAGUCUUUCAGAGCAGAGACUCUCUCAGAGAAAUCCCAGGAUCUACAGGCACAGCGCUGGUUUGAGACGAUCAUUAGACCUCUCGUUAUUAACCACGAUUGAGCUGAUGGAUCCAGCAAAACAUGCGCUUCAUCAGGUGUCCAGAGGGAUGAUGGGAAAAACAGAUGAACAUUCUAAUAAGAAUGCUCAUGUAUCGUUAUAUUGAAUGAAGUCAUAUCAAAGAAGACUUUUUCUGCAGAUGCUUGAUCUGUGUAAAUGAUGCAUACGCUCAUAAUAAACCAUGAUUGUCUUA